Centruroides sculpturatus (bark scorpion) is the source of this 4378-nucleotide messenger RNA. Its product is annotated as tectonin beta-propeller repeat-containing protein 2-like. Lineage: Eukaryota; Metazoa; Arthropoda; Arachnida; Scorpiones; Buthidae. The transcript has 17 exons. The coding region runs from base 245 to 4219 and encodes 1324 amino acids. The record is from RefSeq and is a predicted model, not a curated record.
UUUUAUAUAGGGAUAUUUAGGACCUAUAACUUGUGUUGAAAUAGCUAAAUUAGAAGAUUUUAUUGUUGCAUCAGGAACAAAGGAUGGUCGUAUCUUUUGUCAUAAAAUAGCAACAGAUCAUUCAAUACAAAAGACUUUUGUUGUUAGAGGUAUUCAUAAAGAAUCCAUUAAUACUCUAGUGUGGAGUCAAAAUGCAGAGAAAUUGUUUAGUGGUGAUAAUGGUGGAUGUGUUGUUUGCACUUUAAUGAACUAUGAUGAGGUUGACAUACCAUCAUCAUACUUGCUAAUUGAAGAGAAUUAUCCAGUAAUUCAACUUGCAUAUUGCUACUGCAGGCUUUUAAUAGGAACCACUGAACGAUGCUUAUUUUUUAAUCCAGCUUCAAAUAAUGAAAUUCAACAAAUUGGAAAGCAAAAUCGUAAAAGCUUGGGAAAAUAUGGAAUCACAUUUUUUCCAACAUGUUUAAAUUAUGAUUAUGUUAUAUAUUCUGCUCGACCUAAUCUUCAUUUGUGGAAAUGUGGCUCUGAUGGAAACGUGAUUGAAACAGUUAUUCUUAAGGAACUAAUGAAGAAAAAUGUACCUUUUAUACAAAUACAGAAAUCUCAACAUACUUUACCACCAAACAAUGUGCAACUAAGUCUACUAAAAUUAUAUUGUGAUCGAUAUUUGAUUUCUUGGAAUGAAACAUCAUUGCUUAUUAUCGAUCCUAUUGAAAAAAAAAUUAUUGGUUGCUGUUGGAAUUUUGACAAUAUUAUAGAUUUAACUACUUGUAAAGAUGAAAUAUUUCUUCUUCUAAGGGACAGAAAUUUAAUUAGAAUAGCAAACUAUCCAGAAAAUGUUGAAGUUAAUAUAGAUAUACAAGAAGAAUCAUUAAUAGCAUCCAUAAAAACUCCAUUUAAGCAGUUUGAAGAUUCUUGGAAGAAAUUAUCAGUGUUUCCUAUUAGAAAAGAAAAAUUUUUUCUUCAGUCAAAUCAAUUGUUUCAAUGGCAUCCAAAAAGUAAAAAUUUCCCAAGAAAUGUUGCCGAAAGUAUAAAAAGUAUUGAAUCAACCGAAGCAAUAAAUGAAAAAUAUGACAGAAAGUUUAACAUGGAUGAGAAUGAUAAACUGCAAAAUGAAAUGAUUAGUUCUGCAGAAAAUAUAUAUGAAACAGGCAAUGAAAAUUCUUCCUUGAAAACUGAUAAGAUAAAUGAAGAAAGUGAUUUGAAAUCUCUUCCAAUAAAUGAGUCAUCAAGUUGUGUGAAAACUCAAGAUGUAAAUAUUAAAGACAAAUUUUUGGAAAACAUACAAAAUAAUCAAAUUACUUCAACAGAAAAAACAGAUGAAAAUUUAAAUAACACUGAUAAGCUUUCUAAUGAAAGUAAUAAUUCAGAUCAAUCAAACUCUCAAGAUAAAAAAAAUUUAGAUUUGGUAAACAAUCGUGAACCUCUAUCCUUAGAAGAAAUACUUUUUCGAUAUAAAAAUUACCACAAAGAAAACAGAGACAGAUCAGAUCUUUGUGAAACAUCAGACAUUUCUAAUUCAAACAUUACAGAUAAUAUUUCUACAGAAAAAGAAAAUGAAAUAAAAGACAAGAGUUUAAAUAUAAACAAGGCAAAUAAUUGUUUAAGUUUUACAGAAACUGGAGAAAUAAUAACUCAGGAAGAAAAUGAAAACAAAAAUCAAGAACAAUUAACAUCUAUGAAUGAAGAAAUUUCAAUAAAUACUGAUUUUAAAAGUAAUUUGGAAUUAAAAAUUGAAAAUUGUGAAUUUAAUCGUAAAAUUCAAAAUUUUGAAAAUAAUUCUUGUAUUAAAAAAUUUGAUGAAGAAUCAAAGCACUGUAACAAUUCUGAUUCAGUUGAGAUGUUACAUUUGAGUGACAACAAAAAAGAUUUAAAAUCAAAUGUAGUUACUAACAGAAUCUUACUGGAUUACAAAGAUAUUUGGAUUCAAGAUAAAACUCCUGAUCUAUUAGUAAGCUUAGCUGCUUGCAAUCAAUAUUUAUAUUGUAUUGAUAUUAACAGAAAAGUGUGGUAUUCUUCACUUUCUCAAUUUAGUUUUUCAUGGGUAAAAACAACAAAAGAAGCAAACCAAAUAGCUGUUCCUUUAAAUGGAAAUGUUGUUUCAGUAUUAAACAAAGGAACUGCUUAUAUAGCUUUAUUUUCUCCAAAAGAAAGAAACUUGUCCUCUGCUAAUUGGAGAAUUGUUGCUGAAAACAUCAGUUAUAUUGCUAUUGAUGACAGUUCUAUUUGGUAUAUUAAUAAUAAUGGUGAAUUAUAUGUUCAGCAAUAUGCACUACUUUAUCAGUCAAAUUUUAAAUCAACACACAUAUCUUGUGAAUAUCAUCUUGCUGAAGUUACAUCUCAAUCUGGCAAUGUUUGUGUUCUGACAACUACAGGAAAAAUUUUGUAUAGAACUGGCAUAACUGUAUAUAAAACUGAAGGAUCUGGAUGGAAAGAAAUAAGGUUAAUGGAAAAUAUGAUAGUUAAAACUUGUGCUCUUGGAUGUAAGGAUUUAUUAUGGAUUAUCGAUAAUCAUUGUAAAGUUUGGUUUCACCCUAAUAUUUCAAAAGUUGUCACAUCUGAAACAAAUUGUAAAUGGUGGCAAAUUGAUAUGAGUGAUUUAUUGUUUCAAGAUAAUAAUCAAAUGAGGAUGAUAAAAGAUUUAGCAUCAUCAAGCAUGUUAUGCAUGUUAUCGAGUUCAAACAUACCAUGGAAUGGUAAAACUUCAAAUUUACAUUCCUAUAUUACCACCAAUGAAAAAGGUGUUUGGUAUUAUGAAUUACCUAGUAAAACUAUUUUUUCAAAUAGGAAAGAGAUAAUUGGACAUCAUUGGAAAAAAAUUCCUUUAGGAACAACAGAGAUUUCAUAUAAUUUGAAAUAUAUUUCUGCAGAAAGUUCAACUUCUGAAAAAGGUGGUAUUUGGGGACUGUUAAAAAAUAAUGAUAUAUUACAUUUUUCUAAUGAAACUGAAAAACCGUUGAUACUUAAGCCACCUGAUUUGCGUGAUAAAAUUAGUUGUUUAACAUCAGCUCCAGAAGCAUUAUGGAUAUUAACAUCACUAGGUAAAAUUUUUAUAAUAAAUGAAAUUUUUUGUACCAAUCUGGAAGAAAUUAAUUGGAAAAAAUUAGAUUUAUCACAGUUGGCAAAUAUACACUUAGUUCACAUAACUUGUGGGAAAAAUACAGUUUGGGCUUGUGAUAAUGAAGGAAUUUGUUAUUUUCGUGCUGGACCUCUUACUUUAUCUUCUGUUCGGACACUUAAUCAAGCAUGGAUUCCUGUUGAUUUAAAUGCUGAACAUGAAAUGAAAGCUUUUGUACAGGUAUAUAUUUUAAAUAUUUAUUUUUAUCUUUCAGGUGGUAUUUGGGGACUGUUAAAAAAUAAUGAUAUAUUACAUUUUUCUAAUGAAACUGAAAAACCGUUGAUACUUAAGCCACCUGAUUUGCGUGAUAAAAUUAGUUGUUUAACAUCAGCUCCAGAAGCAUUAUGGAUAUUAACAUCACUAGGUAAAAUUUUUAUAAUAAAUGAAAUUUUUUGUACCAAUCUGGAAGAAAUUAAUUGGAAAAAAUUAGAUUUAUCACAGUUGGCAAAUAUACACUUAGUUCACAUAACUUGUGGGAAAAAUACAGUUUGGGCUUGUGAUAAUGAAGGAAUUUGUUAUUUUCGUGCUGGACCUCUUACUUUAUCUUCUGUUCGGACACUUAAUCAAGCAUGGAUUCCUGUUGAUUUAAAUGCUGAACAUGAAAUGAAAGCUUUUGUACAGGGCAACAGUUAUCAUCAAACAAGAACCACUUCCCAUUCAGUUAAACAAAUUUGUAUUACAAAGAUAUAUGCUGGCCAAAAUUAUUUUAUGAUUUGGGCAAUUGAUAAAAAACAUAAUAUAUAUGUUCGUGAAGGAAUAUUUCUAGACUUACCAAUUGGAACUGGAUGGGUUUAUGUUAAAGGAAUUCAAGCAAAACAGUUAUGCAUUACAAAUAAUUUUGUUUAUGCUGUAACAUUGAAUGACAGUAUUUACUGUAGAAUUGGAAUUACAGAUAAAAACUAUAUAGGAGAUUAUUGGAAAAAAAUUCCAGGAAGUGCUGUUUCUUUAUCAGCUAAUUCUGAUGGAAGAUUAUAUGCUAUUGGUUUGGAUGAGGCACUCUAUCAACAUGAAAUGCAUGUAAUAAAACAAUCCUCUUCUGCUAAGUUCAAGUCUGUAUCAACAGUUGUAGAGAAAGUUCAAGAAGAAGAUUGGGAAUUCAUUUAAAAGUUAUAUAAAUUUGUUUAAUUUCAAUUAAUUUUCAACAUGAAUUAUAUUAAAUAAAUGCCAUUUAUGUAUAAGUUUCUUAAGAGAACGAAUUAUGUAUAAUAUAAGUUGUAUAAGAAUUGUAUUAUUUUAUUAUUUUGAUAAUUUAACUGUUUACAU